AUGGAAAAGGAGUACAAGGAAGCCUACGGCGCCACCGAGCCCGCCGACGUCGAGUCCCGGGCUGUGGGCGAGACCUUUCCCCGCGACAUCGACUUCUCUCGCAUGAACCAUGAGGGCACCGCCAACCUGAUCUCCGAGCAUAAUCAGCUGGAGCGUGGUCUCAAGAGCCGGCACAUUCAGUUCCUUGCUCUGGGUGGCGCCAUUGGCACUGGUCUCUUCGUCGGCUCCGGCAGCAUCCUGUCCACCGUCGGCCCCGCCCCGCUCUUCAUGGGAUAUCUGUCAAUGAUGAUCGUCGUCUGGAACAUCAUGAACAAUUUGGGGGAGCUCGCAACAUACCUGCCGCUCAAGGGCAUCUCCAUCCCCUACUUCAUUGAGCGCUUUGUGGACCCUAGUCUCGCAUUCGCAACGGGCUAUAAUUAUUGGUACGCUUACGCCAUGCUCGUGGGCGCCGAGGCAUCUGCGGGAGCAAUUCUGCUCGACUACUGGAAGACGCCGGUGCCCCCCGCGGUUUGGAUUGCCAUCAUCCUGGCCAUCAUAUUAGCCCUCAACAUCUUCGCCGUGGAGAUCUUCGGCGAGGCCGAGUUCUGGUUUGCCAGCAUCAAGCUCAUCACCAUCCUGGGCCUGAUCUUGUGCAGCUUGGUUAUCAUCUUGGGUGGCGCCCCCGCCGAGGGUCGUAUUGGCUUCACGUACUGGAAGAAUCCGGGUGCCAUCAAGCCGUAUCUGGUCGACGGCAAUACUGGCAGAUUCCUAGCCUACUGGUCCGGCUUCGUGCGCGCCGGCUUCGCCUUCAUCACCUCGCCCGAGCUGAUCGCACUCGCCGCGGGUGAGACGGUUGCCCCCCGGCGCAACAUCCCCAAGGCGGCCCGCCGCUUCGUGUGGCGUCUGGCCAUCUUCUACGGCCUGGGCUCGCUGAUGAUCGGCGCCAUCGUCCCGUCGGACGACGACCGUCUGCUCAGCGCCGAGUCGAACGCCAGCGCGUCCCCAUGGGUCAUUGGCAUCCAGCGCGCGGGCAUCGGCGGCCUCAACCACGUCAUCAACGUGGCCAUCCUGAGCUCGGCCUGGUCCGCCGGCAACGCCUUCCUCUAUUCGGGCAGCCGUAUCCUCUACUCGCUGGCGCUCAACAAGCAGGCGCCUGCCAUGUUCACCAAGACGACGAGGCGCGGGGUGCCCUACGCGGCGGUGCUCGCGACCUGGUCGAUCGGGCUGCUCUCGUUCCUGACGGUGGGGAGCAACACGGGCGAGGUCUUCACGUGGUUCAUGAACAUCUGCACCAUCUCGGGGCUGAUCGCGUGGAUCGUCGUCAUGAUCGCGUACCUGCGGUUCCGCAAGGCGAUGAUCUACCACAAGAUGAUGGACCGGCUGCCGUUCAAGACGCCUCUGCAGCCCUACUUCACCUACUUCAUCCUCUUCCUGCUGACGCUGCUCACCCUCACCAACGGCUUCCAAGUCUUCUUCCCCGGCCACUGGAGCGUCCAGGACUUCCUCGCGGCGUACAUCACCCUGCCCAUCUUCCUAGCUCUGUACAUCGGCCACAAGAUCUGGUUCCGCACUCCGCUGGCGCGCAAGAUUGAGGAUGUGGAUGUUAUUACUGGGGUGUCCGAGAUGGAGGACUUGGCGGCCCUGGACGAGCCGCCGGUGGCGAAGAACGUGUGGCAGAAGAUUUGGUUCUGGUUGGCUUAA
Molecule: messenger RNA, 1680 nt
Organism: Diplodia corticola
Lineage: Eukaryota; Fungi; Ascomycota; Dothideomycetes; Botryosphaeriales; Botryosphaeriaceae
Product: proline-specific permease
Exons: 2
Coding region: 1-1680 (559 amino acids)
Biological process (GO): amino acid transmembrane transport
Cellular component (GO): membrane
Molecular function (GO): amino acid transmembrane transporter activity
Source: RefSeq, a predicted model, not a curated record